This is a messenger RNA of Delphinapterus leucas (beluga whale), 3373 nucleotides long. It is a transcript of the gene OPA1, whose product is annotated as OPA1 mitochondrial dynamin like GTPase. Gene Ontology annotation, molecular function: GTP binding; GTPase activity; microtubule binding. Lineage: Eukaryota; Metazoa; Chordata; Mammalia; Artiodactyla; Monodontidae. Gene Ontology annotation, cellular component: mitochondrial intermembrane space; mitochondrial membrane; microtubule. The record is from RefSeq and is a predicted model, not a curated record. Gene Ontology annotation, biological process: endocytosis; intracellular distribution of mitochondria; peroxisome fission.
UACGGGUGCCGAGCAGGCUCUCACGGAAGUCCAUUCGCUAUUGGGAGGUCCGCAGUGGCUGCUCUGUGCCCUUGUUGCCGAGUGCCUCUUCUUCGGUCAUUCCUGGAGUAGGAGCCGGACUGGGGCUGACACCGGGGCUCCCCCCGGCCGCCUCGGCGCCUGUGUGACCUCCUCGCUGGCGGGAUGUGGCGACUACGCCGGGCUGCCGUGGCCUGUGAGGUCUGCCAGUCCUUAGUGAAACACAGCUCUGGAACAAAAGGAAGCUUACCACUACAAAAACUGCAUCUGGUUUCACGAAGUAUUUAUCAUUCGCAUCAUCCUAUCUUAAAGCUUCAAAGACCCCACUUCAGGACCUCAUUUCAGCAGUUCUCCUCCCUAACUAACCUUCCUUUACGUAAACUGAAACUUUCUCCAAUUAAAUAUGGCUACCAGCCCCACAGAAAUUUUUGGCCAGCGAGAUUAGCUGCAAGACUCUUAAAACUUCGGUAUCUCAUACUCGGAUCUGCUGUUGGGGGUGGCUAUACAGCCAAAAAGACUUUUGAUCAGUGGAAAGACAUGAUACCUGACCUUAGUGACUAUAAAUGGAUUGUGCCUGACAUUGUAUGGGAGAUUGAUGAGUAUAUCGAUUUGGAGAAAAUUAGAAAAGCCCUUCCUGAUUCAGAGGACCUUGCAAAAUUGGCACCUGACUUUGACAAGAUUGUUGAAAGCCUCAGCUUAUUGAAGGACUUUUUCACCACAGGUCACAAAUUGGUUAGUGAAGUCAUAGAAGCUUCUGACCCACUUCUCUUGUUAGGUUCACCUGGAGAAACGGCAUUUAGAGCGACAGAUCCCGGGUCUGAAAGUGACAAGCCUUAUAGAAAGGGUCUGCUUGGUGAGCUCAUUCUCUUACAACAGCAAAUUCAAGAGCAUGAAGAGGAAGCGCGCAGAGCCGCAGGCCAAUAUAGCACGAGCCAUGCCCAACAGAAGCGCAAGGUGUCAGACAAAGAGAAAAUAGACCAACUUCAAGAAGAGCUUCUGCAUACCCAGUUAAAGUACCAGAGAAUCUUGGAACGGCUAGAAAAGGAGAACAAAGAAUUGAGAAAAUUAGUAUUACAGAAAGAUGACAAAGGCAUCCAUCAUAGAAAGCUUAAGAAAUCUUUGAUUGACAUGUACUCUGAAGUUCUUGAUGUUCUGUCCGAUUAUGAUGCCAGUUAUAAUACACAAGAUCAUCUUCCAAGGGUUGUUGUGGUUGGAGAUCAAAGUGCUGGAAAAACUAGUGUGUUGGAAAUGAUUGCUCAAGCACGAAUAUUCCCUAGAGGGUCUGGGGAGAUGAUGACGCGUUCUCCGGUUAAGGUGACUCUCAGUGAAGGCCCUCACCACGUGGCCUUGUUUAAAGAUAGUUCUCGGGAGUUUGAUCUUACCAAAGAGGAAGAUCUUGCAGCAUUAAGACAUGAAAUAGAACUCCGAAUGAGAAAAAACGUGAAAGAAGGCUGUACUGUUAGCCCUGAGACCAUAUCCUUAAAUGUAAAGGGCCCUGGACUACAGAGGAUGGUGCUUGUUGACCUACCAGGUGUGAUUAAUACGGUGACAUCAGGCAUGGCUCCUGACACAAAAGAAACUAUUUUCAGUAUCAGCAAAGCUUAUAUGCAGAAUCCUAAUGCUAUCAUACUAUGUAUUCAAGAUGGAUCUGUGGAUGCUGAACGCAGCAUUGUUACCGACUUGGUCAGUCAAAUGGAUCCUCAUGGAAGAAGGACAAUAUUUGUUUUGACCAAAGUAGACCUGGCAGAGAAAAAUGUGGCUAGUCCUAGCAGGAUUCAGCAGAUAAUUGAAGGAAAACUCUUCCCAAUGAAAGCUCUAGGUUAUUUUGCUGUUGUAACAGGAAAAGGAAACAACUCUGAAAGCAUUGAAGCUAUAAGAGACUAUGAAGAAGAAUUUUUUCAGAAUUCAAAACUCCUAAAGACAAGCAUGCUAAAGGCACACCAAGUGACUACAAGAAAUCUCAGCCUUGCUGUUUCGGACUGCUUUUGGAAAAUGGUACGAGAGUCAGUUGAACAACAGGCCGACAGUUUCAAAGCAACACGUUUUAACCUUGAAACUGAGUGGAAGAAUAACUAUCCUCGCCUGCGAGAACUUGACCGGGACGAACUGUUUGAAAAAGCUAAAAAUGAAAUCCUCGAUGAAGUUAUCAGUCUGAGCCAGGUUACACCAAAACAUUGGGAGGAAAUCCUUCAGCAGUCUUUGUGGGAAAGAGUAUCAACUCAUGUGAUUGAGAACAUCUAUCUUCCAGCUGCACAGACCAUGAAUUCUGGAACUUUUAAUACGACAGUGGAUAUCAAGCUUAAACAGUGGACUGAUAAGCAGCUUCCUAAUAAAGCAGUCGAGGUUGCUUGGGAGACCCUACAAGAAGAAUUUUCCCGCUUCAUGACAGAACCGAAAGGAAAAGAGCAUGAUGACAUAUUUGAUAAACUUAAAGAGGCUGUUAAGGAAGAAACUAUUAAACGCCACAAGUGGAAUGAUUUUGCAGAGGACAGCUUGAGGGUUAUUCAGCACAAUGCUUUAGAAGAUCGGUCCAUAUCUGAUAAACAGCAAUGGGAUGCAGCUAUUUACUUUAUGGAAGAGGCUCUUCAGGCUCGUCUCAAGGAUACUGAAAAUGCAAUUGAAAAUAUGGUAGGUCCAGAUUGGAAAAAGAGGUGGUUAUACUGGAAGAAUCGAACCCAAGAACAGUGUGUUCACAAUGAAACCAAGAAUGAACUGGAGAAGAUGUUGAAAUGUAAUGAGGAGCACCCAGCUUAUCUUGCAAGUGAUGAGAUAACUACAGUCCGAAAGAACCUUGAAUCCCGAGGAGUAGAAGUAGACCCAAGCUUGAUCAAGGAUACUUGGCACCAAGUUUAUAGAAGACAUUUCUUAAAAACAGCUCUAAACCAUUGUAACCUUUGUCGAAGAGGCUUCUAUUACUACCAGAGGCAUUUUGUAGAUUCUGAGUUGGAAUGCAAUGAUGUUGUCCUGUUUUGGCGAAUACAGCGAAUGCUUGCUAUCACUGCAAAUACUUUAAGACAGCAACUUACAAACACUGAAGUCAGGCGACUAGAGAAAAAUGUUAAAGAGGUACUGGAAGAUUUUGCUGAAGAUAGUGAGAAGAAGGUGAAAUUGCUUACUGGUAAACGAGCUCAACUGGCUGAAGACCUCAAGAAAGUUAGAGAAAUUCAAGAAAAACUUGAUGCUUUUAUUGAAGCUCUUCAUCAGGAGAAAUAAAUUGUAAUAAACCUCCUACUCAUAAUAUAAUCACCUCUGCACACAUCUGAAGAAAGAAAACUCCAGAGCCUUUUGUCCUGCCUUUUUUUUCUUCUGCUAUUCCACCUUUCUAAACAUAAAAUAAAGUCAUGGAAUAAAAAUA